CUACCAGAAGAUGAUCGACACACUGGAUUAUCGUUUUUUAUCAUGAUAACGUUAACGUUUUGCAAGCGUACUGACAUCUGUGGGGUAAAAUAAUAUUUCUUUUAAUAUGACAGGAAGUGUAUGGUUAUACAUCUUGGUCUUGAUGGUGGAUAGUCUGUCUUUUUGUAUAAAUGAGCCCACGGCAGAAAAUGAGGCACCCAGGGGCACCUGUUCAAAGGCUGUGGAUGGUGUACAUUGUGAUGAAAAUGUAGUUGUUGGUGAACCAGGGCAACUUGAGUUGACAAGGCUUGAUGGUGUUGAGGAGGGGUAUGUAACAUCCUUGGACAUAGAACCAGGAAGAUCAUUGCAGUUGAAGACUCUUAGUAUGAAGCCACUGGUAUUUGAAAUUGUGGACUUCUUGACAACAAGUGAAAGUGACCAUUUCAUAGCCCUUGCUAACAACAUAGGUCUGCAAACCAGCAAAACUCACAGUGACCGAGCCAAUAAAAACUCGUUCACUUUAUUUGACCAGGAUGGAAACAGGAGACUUAGCCUAGAUGAGAUGAAGCUAACCAUAGAAAAUAGUUUUGAUGUUUAUCUAGACCAUGAAGAUAUAAGAAAAAUGUACACGGACUUAGACAUGGACCAAGAUCAUGACAAUGAAAUCACACCAGAUGAGAUCCAGAAAACAAGCCCAGCAGAUAUGGGGGAAUAUCUUCAGAAAAAAAUGAUACAGUACCCAGAGAAGAAGUCCCGCUUUAGUGAACAAGUGUGGUUAAGGCCGGAUUUUUCAACAGAUGAAGUUUUCCAGCAUGUGCAAUUGAGAGUUCAAAAGUUAACAAAGCUUCCUGAAACCUUGAUAAAGAGGAGUCAUGUACAGGUUGUCAAGUAUGGUUUGAAGGGACACUAUAAUGCCCACUUAGACUCCACUCCAUUGAAUACCAAGGUUCCUUGCUGUACAGAAACCACUAGGUGGAAGGGGAAUUGCAGAAUAUGCAG
This is a messenger RNA of Lingula anatina, 978 nucleotides long. Its product is annotated as transmembrane prolyl 4-hydroxylase. The record is from RefSeq and is a predicted model, not a curated record. Gene Ontology annotation, molecular function: iron ion binding; procollagen-proline 4-dioxygenase activity; calcium ion binding. Lineage: Eukaryota; Metazoa; Brachiopoda; Lingulata; Lingulida; Lingulidae. Gene Ontology annotation, biological process: peptidyl-proline hydroxylation to 4-hydroxy-L-proline. Gene Ontology annotation, cellular component: endoplasmic reticulum.